AUGUCUACUUCAUACGCAUUAAAUGAUGGAGUUGUACAACCAGUAAAUAGAAAUAGUGGAUUCAAUAAUAUUAAUAAUAAUAUUAAUAAUAACAAUAAUAAUAAUAACAAUAAUAAUAAUAAUAAUAAUAACAAUAUUACAACAACAGUGGUGACAACACAGAAGAAAGCAAGAAUAUUUCAAUGGAUUGAAUCAUUUAAGCGAUCAAAAGAUAAAUCAGGUUCGAACAAUACAAGCCAAACCAAUCUUUUACAAGGAGGUUCGAGCAACAGUAAUCUGAUGAAUCUCUUAAAUAUUGGUCCCUUAAAUAUACAGGAAGAUGAAGAGAUCAAUUCGAAUUCCUCUCUCUCAUACACCUCAGAGACAUCUUCUUCAGGCUCACCUUCACCACCAACAUCACCACCAACUCUCACCUCAAUAUCGCCACUCAGCAACUCUGCACAAUAUCAAAUUGGAAACUACUAUCAACAAAACAACAAUAAUAAAGCUGGUGGUAGUUCCAAUCCAAAUUCGAACCCCUCCUCCAAAGAUGGAGCAACAACUCCACUAAGUUUGGCAGCUACAAAUUUCUCAUUGGAACAGCCACCCAUUCCAUUCCCCCUAUAUAAUAAUAACAACAACAAUAAUAAUAAUAGUAACAAUAGUAGUACAACAAAUUCUCCACAACAUCAAAAUAAUAAUAUUAAACCAACACAAUCUCCACAACCACAACAACCACCUCCUAUUGUAAAGUCAACAUCAUUUUCAAUUCCUACCAAUAAUAAUAAUGUAUCUCCAAAUACAAAAUUACAACAAUCACAACAACAAAUUUCAAUACCUCCAUCAAUACAACAACAACAACAACAAAUGGCUUCGGCACCGGACAGAGACAUAGUUCCGUUGCAUCGCGAAACCAAGGCAACAAAAGAAAACUUUUAUAAAACCAUUGAAGAUCCGAAACAGUUUUCCAAGUUCAAGAGCUACAUGGAGAACUACCAGAGUAUGGAGAAUCUGAAUUUCUACUUGGAGAUCGAGCGGUACAAAAAGAUUGCAAAGGAAGACGAACGUAGAUAUACAGCCAACGACAUAUGGCGCCGUUUCUUUGUCGAGGAUGGAUCUUCGCAGCUGAAUUUGGAGUCUUGUCUCAAGAAACGAGUAGAGGAAGCCAUGAAAGGAGAGCCACGCAUUGAUCUCUUUGAUGAAGUAGAGAACCAGGUUCUCGAAGACAUGGUGUGUGAUGCAUUCCUCCACUUCCUAACAUCGCCAUUCAACCAAGAGUGGAGAGUACAACCAACAGCAAAUAAAAUAUCGACUUCUUCAUCGACGAACAAUCUUUCAGAACAACAACAGCAGCAGCAGCAACAACAACAACAACAACAACAACAACAACAGUUACAACAACAAUUACAACAAUCACCACAAUCAUCUGCAUUAUUGUUGCCAACUUCACCGGUGUGUCACUCACAACCUAUUUCAGUUCCAUCACCAACCAAUAACAAUAAUAAUAAUAACAAUAACAAUAACAAUAAUAACAACAACAAUAAUAAUAAUAAUAACUAUAAUAUAAUUAAUUCACCAACAUCACCUAUUCAAUUAUCUAUUUCGAUAUGUGCAUCUGACAAUCCAGAGAUUUGUCAAAUCACAAGGAUCGACGCAUCAGACAUUGAGUAUAUACUUGAUGAGGUGAUGAAGAACAACAUAUCGAUACACAAUGAAAUCAACUACCAAGAUGUAAUGGUUAGUCACUGGUUGGCAUCAGGUGCAUCUGGUAGAGUAUAUUUAGGAUUUUGGAAAGGAAAAGAAGUAGCAGUGAAAAUAUUUGGACAUGAAUUCAAUGUGUAUUUCGAUGUUGCCGAGUAUCGAAGAGAGGUUGCGCUGAUGACCAUUCUGAAACAUGAGUGUUUGGUGCAGUGCUUUGGCUCUGGAUCGUAUGGUUCCAGCUAUUUCCAUCUCACUGAAUACUGUCCGAAGGGUAGUCUCACAGACUAUCUAAAGAACCCAUUGAACGUCUUGGACAUUAACGCAAAGAUUACAUUUGCACUUGACAUUGCCUAUGGAAUGAGAUAUCUUCAUUCAAUGUCGAUCAUACACAGAGAUUUAAAGAGUAUGAAUAUUUUAAUUACCGAUAAUAAUAAGAUAAAGAUUAUAGAUUUUGGAUCAUCCAGAAUCACCAAUAAAUAUAUGACGAGUCACGUUGGAACUCAAGCAUGGAUGGCACCUGAAAUCUUUACUUCCAAACAUUAUACUGAUAAAGUUGAUGUUUAUUCAUAUGGUGUUAUUUUAUGGGAGAUAUUUACAAGAAGAGCACCAUAUGAAGAGAAUGUACCAUUUAAUGUUCCAGUUUUGGUUGCAAAGGGAGAGAGACCCGAUUUGCCAACCAAAGAGUUCCCACCACAGAUUGCCAAUCUCAUCAAGAAAUGUUGGUCACACAAACCAGCACACAGACCAUCCUUCAUCAAAAUCUGUUCCUACUUGGAAGACAUUUCAAAUCAAUCAAAUAAUAAAAAGAAACUAUAA
Heterostelium album PN500 is the source of this 2496-nucleotide messenger RNA. RefSeq names its product RGS domain-containing protein (gene rckA). The record is from RefSeq and is a predicted model, not a curated record. The transcript has 4 exons. Gene Ontology annotation, biological process: protein phosphorylation. Gene Ontology annotation, molecular function: ATP binding; protein kinase activity. NCBI's taxonomy places the organism in Eukaryota, Evosea, Eumycetozoa, Acytosteliales, Acytosteliaceae. Bases 1 to 2496 code for a protein of 831 amino acids.